This is a messenger RNA of Myiozetetes cayanensis, 2728 nucleotides long. RefSeq names its product AN1-type zinc finger protein 5-like. The record is from RefSeq and is a predicted model, not a curated record. Lineage: Eukaryota; Metazoa; Chordata; Aves; Passeriformes; Tyrannidae. The coding region runs from base 584 to 1225 and encodes 213 amino acids. Gene Ontology annotation, molecular function: DNA binding; zinc ion binding. The transcript is spliced from 7 exons.
CACCCCCGGGAGAGCAGAUGACGUGUGGGGUCUCUGUCCAUUCCUCUAUAGUCCCUAGUCUCGGGGAGGGGGAAGUUCGUGACUCCGCAGGCAAUGGCGGCGGUAUUUUGAGCCGCCUCGCAAAUAUCUCGUCCUCUCUUUCCCCUCGCGUGGGAGCGCGCUGGCAUGUAGGCCUCAGCAACAGCCAGGAGGAGGCGGAGCUGACGCGAGCGGACCGGCGGAUUCAGGUCCCUCCUUCCUCAACCCUUCUUCCUCAAUUCUUUCUUUUUCUUGCGCCUUCCUUUCGUCUUUCUCCUGUGCGUCGCGCGUUUCGUUCCGCGCCGCUGCCGCAGAAAGGAAGCGGUGGUGGCACCACCAGCUUCGUGCCCCACGUCCUCUUGCCCUUCGUUCUCUUAGAAACAGUCCGAAGCCAUCUGCAGCGCCUCCGACAUCGGCCGUGGGGUGUCUCGCUCCACCCCCUGCCUGGAGCAGAUGUUCCUGACAAUGUUACUUAUCAAUACAAUUGAAGUAUUGAAUUAUAUAUUAACAUCCAUAUAGCCAUCUUUAAAAAUGCUGAUAUCACUUUUUGUGGGCAAGCAUUGAAAUGGCUCAAGAGACAAACCAGACUCCAGGGCCCAUGCUGUGUAGUACAGGAUGUGGAUUUUAUGGAAAUCCUAGAACAAAUGGCAUGUGUUCUGUUUGCUACAAAGAACAUCUUCAGCGACAUCAGAAUAGUGGUAGAAUCAGCCCAAUGGGUAAAGGGGCAGCUAGUGGUUCAAACAGUCCUACCUCAGACUCUGCAUCUGUACAGGGAGCAGAUGGUAGCUUAAGCAAGUGUGAAGGUACUGCUAGUAGCACAUCUGGAAAAUCAAGAAAUGUGCUUGUUGCCGCUUUGCCUGUAAUGCAGCAAAUGACAGAAAUGAGCAUUUCAAGAGAGGAGAAAGUAUCACCAAAAACAGAGAUUGAGCCAGUUGUUACUCAACCAAGCCUAUCAGUUUCUCAACCUAGUACUUCACAGACUGAAGAGAAAGCUUCUGAACUGCCUAAACCAAAGAGGAACAGGUGUUUCACAUGCAGAAAGAAGGUUGGCCUUACGGGGUUUGAUUGCCGAUGUGGAAACUUAUUUUGUGGACUUCACCGUUAUUCUGACAAGCAUAACUGUCCAUAUGAUUACAAAACAGAAGCUGCAGCAAAAAUCAGGAAAGAGAAUCCAGUUGUGGUAGCUGAAAAAAUCCAGAGAAUAUAAACUAACCUACUUGUGUAAAGACUGACUUUUAUUUGUUUUAUUUUAAUAUACCCUAGGAAGGCAUUAAAGAGCAGAUGCAUGGCCAUUUUCUUUUGUUCUCCAAAGUUUUAAUUUUAGCCUUGUCUGCCUUAAUGACAUUUCAGAACAUUUGAGUGUUUGUUACAGGCAGAAUUGGAUAGAUACAGCCCUUGAAAACACAUAUGCUCUUCUCAGAAUAUGAUUGGAAGGUCAGAACCUGCACAGGAAGACACAUGCACAGAAGACAGGCUCUAGUUCACAUGUACCAAACAGAUGUAUACUUCGUGUUUGCAGCAGAUCUGCCUUUUGAGCUGUUCAAGGUGUAUAUCACUAGCCAAAGACUGUGCCUGUUUGGGAGAAGGAUUUGCCAGAAAGGCUGGGGGUCUACUUCUAUCCAUUUAAAAUCUUAUUCUACUUUUAGUUUUCACACAUUAUUGUUUUCCAGCAGAAUAUAAGACAUGUAGAGUGCUCUACCACCCAGUAAGAUGAGUGUUGGUGUUAUAUUUAAUAAAAAAGUCAUUUAGCAAUUGCAAUGAGAAAAAUGGAGGGGGGGGGGAAGAUAUAUAUAUAAGAAGAAAUCUAUUUUGGAACAGAUAACAUUAACUUUAGAAUCUUGAAAAUGAAACUAAUUUCCCAAAGGAAAUGCCCUGUUAGAAACUUAAGAACUGACCUGCAACACUUGUCUGCUUUUCCUUGCAUAGCUAAUAACAUUGUUUAGCACAAUAUUGUGCUAAAAUUAACUUACAAAACAAAAGCUACAUGUGGCAUUUUUAGGCAUACCACUGCAACUCUAUCAAGUGACACAUGCAUCUUUGUAAGUUGCAGAAGUAUUUGAGAAGUUUAUUCUUCAUGUACUUCUUAAAUUCAGUGUGUUCUGGGUUCAAAAUAAUAUUAGGAGCUUUUUUCAAUUAAAAAAAGUUUUAAAUGUAACAAUAAUUGGGUAUGGAAAUCAUACCCAACAUGGCUCCUGUAGUGGGAGCUGGAACCACUCUUGGAGGGCUGGUUUAUCAUUUUUAAUCAUAUUUGGGUGUAGGACUGUAGUGUUCUUGGGUGUAUUGCAUGGACUCCAUUAUCUACAGCUUUGUAUAAUAACUAGAAAGGGCAGUAGAGUUCACUGAUGCUUGUCUGGUAAUAUCACUUCUGUGUUAUAAUGGAAGGGGUUUUUGUGAUGUAUGAAAAUUGUGGGGUUUUUUUAUAUAAUCAAGUAUAGUGUAGAUGAGUGUUGUAAUUCCUCUUCUCAUGUGUAAAUAAUUGUGUAUGUGCAUAAGAUGCUACUUAUGAUUUUUAUUGCAGUGUUCAAUCUUAGUUUUUUAGUUCACCAUUAAAAGCAUCAAUCUUUUGCUAUAACUUUGUUCUUUCAAUUUAGUUAUCAGAUAUGCAAGCAUGUACAGAUAGUUCAUACUUAGGUUUUGCACAUAAUCACACUAUCCAGCAUCUAUGCUCUGUUGUAUUAUGUAAAUAAUAAAAAUCAUGUACAGAAGGAAA